Messenger RNA from Pelodiscus sinensis (Chinese soft-shelled turtle), 1135 nucleotides. RefSeq names its product trans-golgi network vesicle protein 23 homolog A (gene TVP23A). The record is from RefSeq and is a predicted model, not a curated record. Gene Ontology annotation, biological process: protein secretion; vesicle-mediated transport. Gene Ontology annotation, cellular component: Golgi membrane. Lineage: Eukaryota; Metazoa; Chordata; Testudines; Trionychidae.
UCCUACACCGGAGCGUUUUCGCUGUGACACCCGGCCGCCCCCGAGCCCCGGCGCUCCUUAGCAACCGCUCGCGCCUGGUCAGCGAGGCCGAGCCCAUUGGCGUCCGAGCCGCCCUAGGGCUGUGGGGACCGCGAAGCGUUCGGCGCGGGCGGCAGGAUGAAGCAGCCUUUAGUGGAUGACACUGAGGAUGUCUCGCUUGAUUUUGGGAACGAAGAGGAACUUGCCUUAAGGAAAGCGAGAAUCAGGCAUCCGUUGGCCACCUUUUUUCACUUGUUUUUCCGAGUGAGUGCUAUUGUUACCUACUUGCUCUGUGACUGGUUCAGCAAAAGCUUUGUUGCCUGUUUUGUCACUAUUCUUCUCCUUCUGUCCUUCGACUUUUGGUCUGUUAAGAAUGUAACUGGAAGACUCUUAGUUGGCCUACGUUGGUGGAACCAGAUUGAUGAAGAUGGAAAAAGCCACUGGAUUUUUGAAGCAAAAAAGGUAUCUACAAGCAUAGCUGCCUCAACUGAAGCUGAAGCUCGAAUCUUUUGGCUUGGACUGAUUAUAUGUCCAGUUAUUUGGACAGUGUUCUUUUUUAGCACUUUGUUUUCCUUAAAGUUGAAAUGGCUGGCUCUCGUGAUAGCUGGAAUCUCUCUUCAAACUGCUAAUUUAUAUGGAUACAUCCACUGUAAAUUAGGAGGGAAAAAAAGCAUCACCAAAGUAACUUCAAGGUUUUUGUCACAACAGAUGUUUCAGAGGGAGAGACAAGAAGAAAUUCAGGGUAUGGAUGUCCUGAAGGAUAUGGAAAUACACAACCACUAAGUGACAAUACACUGUGGUCACAAAAGAGACCACCUUAAAUUUAAAUGACUGCACUCUAAAUAUGGAACUCUAGUCAAAGAAAAAGAUGUCCAAAUGAUCUUAUCCAAUGAAACAGCAUGGAAAUGCACACACAAUUAAGAAGGAUUGAGAAUAUGAAUAUUUAAAAAGACUGAGGUAAAUAGUGCAAUUAAAAAUGUAAUGCAUAAGAGUUUCUGAAUAAAGUCUGUGUGUGCACAUCUAUGGAGAUUAAUUUCACUAAUCCCAUAUGCAAGAUUUCAGAUACCACAAAAUACUGCAUUUAAAUUACCUCUCUGAUAAGUAAGGUGACUUAUAA